This is a messenger RNA of Mucor velutinosus, 1638 nucleotides long. RefSeq names its product RIBULOSE-phosphate 3-epimerase (gene RPE1). The coding region runs from base 1 to 1638 and encodes 545 amino acids. Gene Ontology annotation, molecular function: protein-arginine N-methyltransferase activity. Lineage: Eukaryota; Fungi; Mucoromycota; Mucoromycetes; Mucorales; Mucoraceae. The transcript is spliced from 2 exons. The record is from RefSeq and is a predicted model, not a curated record. Gene Ontology annotation, biological process: peptidyl-arginine methylation. Gene Ontology annotation, cellular component: nucleus.
AUGGCAGACUCACAAUACGAACCCUCAGAAAUUGAUCCUCAAGAUCAAGCUUGGGACGACUGGUCCAACGAUGAAGAAGAGCAAGAGGACUCCCAAUGUCUGUUCUGCCCCCAGGUCUUCCCUCAGCCCUUAGAGACAUUCAAGCACAUCAAAGAAGCCCAUGGGUUUGAUUUCCAAUCUGUUCGACAAUCCCUCCAACUCGAUUUCUACAAAUGCAUUCGUAUGAUCAACUAUAUCCGUCAACAAGUCAAAGCAAAUCCCGAGUUCAACAGCGUCCAGUUCAACGGCACAGAAGCCUUCUUCAACGACGAUGCUUUCUUGCAGCCUGUAAUGGAAGAGGACGCUCUUCUGUUUGCAUUUGACGAGCUUGAUCUCAACGAGAAUGAUGGUCCUGCUGCACCCGAGAACACAGCGUUUCCUCCUUUGCCUGCCAUCGACCUCUCUCAAAUCCAGACCAGCACUGAGCUCGAACGACAAUUGCUCAAAUUACUGCAAGCAACUCAAGAAAACAACAGCAACUUGGAAGGCCAGUUUGAGGAAUACAAAAACAUGGUGAAAAAGACAUUCUUUGAGCCUCUGGCCAACGAAGGCAGUGCUGCUGAUGCCAACAAGAAGUCGGUUGCUCUCGUGGAUGAAGGCAAUUACUAUUACAAUGGUUAUGCUCACAACGAUAUUCACGAGCAGAUGCUCAAGGACACAGCACGUACAGAGGCAUACCGUGAUUUUGUAUACGAAAACAAGGAUGUGUUCAAGGGCAAGGUUGUCCUGGAUGUUGGUUGUGGUACUGGUAUUUUAUCCAUGUUUGCUGCCAGAGCAGGUGCCAAGCAAGUUUUCUCUGUGGACAACUCUGCCAUCAUUGAGAAGGCCAAGCUCAAUAUCAAGGAAAAUGAGCUCGAUCACAUCAUUACGUGCGUGCGUGGUAAAGUAGAGGAAAUCGAGUUGCCUGUGUCCCAGGUCGACAUCAUUAUUUCAGAGUGGAUGGGCUACUUUUUAUUGUUUGAAGCCAUGUUGGAUUCCGUGCUGGUAGCUCGUGAUCGUUGGUUAGCGCCCAACGGUAUCAUGGCACCCAGCCAAACCCGCAUCUUGAUGGCUGCUCUCGACGACAAGGACCUCAAAGACGAUCGCAACAACUUUUGGAAUGAUGUGUACGGAUUCAAAAUGACCGCCAUGAAGGAGCCCGUUGUCAAUGAAGCCGUUGUGGAUUUCUUCAAUGCCAACAGUGUUGUGUCUGAUAUUGUCACACUGAAAGACUUGCCUUUGCAGACUAUCACUAUCAAGCAGUUGGAUUUUGUCAGCAAGUUUGAAGUGCAAAUAAAGCGUGAUGGUGUGGUUACUGCUUUUGGCGGUUGGUUUGAUACCUGGUUUACAAGAGAUGGACAUGCUAUUCCUGCAGACAGAGAGGCACAAAAGGUGGAAGGCGAGGUCUUUAUGACAACAGGUCCAUUUGGACAAGACACACAUUGGAAGCAAACUUCAUUUAUUCUCGAGACACCCAUUCCAGUCAAGGCAGGCGACAAGAUCCAAGGCGUCUUCACAUGUCACAAGGGAACUGACAAUCCCAGAGAGUUAGAAUGUGAAAUCGAGUACUUUGUGGAUGGCCAAUCCAAGGUGCAAAAUUUCUUUUUGGGCUCGUCAUAA